Messenger RNA from Botrytis sinoallii, 714 nucleotides. RefSeq lists its product as uncharacterized. The record is from RefSeq and is a predicted model, not a curated record. The coding region runs from base 1 to 714 and encodes 237 amino acids. NCBI's taxonomy places the organism in Eukaryota, Fungi, Ascomycota, Leotiomycetes, Helotiales, Sclerotiniaceae. The transcript has a single exon.
AUGCCGAACCCCUCUCAAAACGAGCGUCUCGCAUCGCGAAGACGAAGUUUCGAUAGCAGCAUCAGCAGACCAACCAUCGUUCCUCCCCCAAGAAUUCGCUCGAAUUCCCUCUCUUCUCCCUCUCCCUCUCCCUCUCCCUCUCCCUCUCCCUUCCCCUUCCCCUUCCAAGCCAGACGUUUCCGCCUCAGCCCCCAUCAGCGUAACAUCAACUCGAACGAAUAUCAAAGACAACGACUCAUCGACUUCCAAAUCCAGACCGGACUCAACGAUAUCCAAUCGCAGAGACGACGAAACGAGGAGCUCCAGGCCGUCCGUUCUCGCAGACGACGAAACGAGGAACUCGAGGCGAUCGAAUUCCAACGACUACGAAACGAGAUACUCGAGGCGCUCGAAGCCCAAAGACGAAGACGUACCGUCUACGCAGCCGAAUAUCAAAGACAACGACUCAUCGACUUCCAAAUCCAGACCGGACUCAACGAUAUCCAAUCGCAGAGACGACGAAACGAGGAGCUCCAGGCAGUCCGUGCUCGGAGACGACGAAACGAGGCACUCGACGCUCAAACUCAGAACGACGAGGCGGUUCAGAUCCAGGUGAUGGAGGCGGAGGCGGAGAGGCUGCUCGUGGAGAUCGAGGAGAAGAAGAAGAAGUUGCAGGAGUUGAAGGAUCAGGUGGAGGCGGAGAAGAACGAUAAGAAGAGGAAGACUUCGGAGUAG